Aspergillus chevalieri is the source of this 1356-nucleotide messenger RNA. RefSeq names its product c-24(28) sterol reductase (gene erg4A). The record is from RefSeq and is a predicted model, not a curated record. Bases 1 to 1356 code for a protein of 451 amino acids. Gene Ontology annotation, biological process: ergosterol biosynthetic process. Gene Ontology annotation, cellular component: endoplasmic reticulum membrane. Gene Ontology annotation, molecular function: Delta24(24-1) sterol reductase activity. Lineage: Eukaryota; Fungi; Ascomycota; Eurotiomycetes; Eurotiales; Aspergillaceae. The transcript is spliced from 5 exons.
AUGGCUCCUGAUAAGCCCGUUAAGAUGGGUAACAAACGCCCCGAAAUGGAAUUCGGCGGCCCUCUUGGGGUCACUGCCCUGAUGAUCGGAUUUCCCCUACUAAUGUACUACAUGUACAUUGGAGCCAUGCUAUACGACGGCCAGCCUCCUCUCCCUACGUCCGAUGAAUCGAUCUCACACUUCCUAGCCCGCCUCAUCGACCUGGCCUACACGCACGCUUAUCCCACCAAGAAAGCAUGGGCUAUGUAUUGGACAUUCCUCGUUCUCGAAGGCAUCGGUUAUCUCUAUCUCCCCGGGGUCUACGGAAAGGGAAAACGUCUCCCGCAUCUAGACGGUAAACAACUCGAUUACUACUGUUCCGCCGUCUCCUCGUGGUACAUGACCAUCGCCGCGGCUCUGGCGUUGCAUUUCUCGGGUGUGUUCAAGCUGUACACCCUUGUCGAUGAGUUUGGCUCGUUCAUGUCCGUUGCUAUUCUCUCGGGGUUCAUCGUAUCUAUCAUCGCAUAUGUAUCAGCUCUAGCCCGCGGCACGGAGCACCGCAUGACAGGUUCGCAUGUGUAUGACUUCUUCAUGGGUGCGGAGCUGAAUCCCCGGUUACUCGGGUGGUUGGAUUUCAAGAUGUUCUUUGAGGUCCGCAUUCCGUGGUAUAUACUGUUUCUGCUUUCGCUGGGGACGGCUUUGAAGCAGUUUGAGGGACUGGGGUAUGUUUCUGGGGAGGUUGGGUUUUUGCUUAUGGCGCAUUUCCUGUAUGCAAAUGCUUGCGCGAAGGGCGAGGAGUUGAUUAUUACCAGUUGGGAUAUGUAUUACGAAAAAUGGGGCUUCAUGCUCAUUUUCUGGAACCUCGCCGGUGUGCCAAUGAGUUACUGCCAUUGCACCCUGUACUUGGCUACGCAUCAUCCGGACACCUAUAGGUGGAAUCGGCUGGCACUGUGUGCACUCUUUGCUGCGUAUCUCUUCGCAUACUGGGUCUGGGAUACAGGAAACAGCCAGAAAAACUUUUUCAGAGCCCAGGAACGCGGCAUCCCAGUCGAUAGAAAGACCUUUCCCCAACUUCCGUGGAAAUACGUCAAGAAUCCGAAUGUUAUCAGAACGAAGACUGGUGAUUCGAUUCUGUGCAGUGGAUGGUAUGGCCUUGCCCGUAAAGUCCAUUAUACUUGCGACCUCUUCUUUGCCACCUCCUGGGGUCUGAUUACAGGCUUCAACUCACCGUUUCCGUGGUUUUAUUCGGUCUUCUUUGCGGUGAUGAUUGUUCAUCGUGCGAGGAGGGAUAUUCAUCGGUGUCGGGAGAGACAUGGGGAGGCUUGGAUGGAGUAUGAGCGCCGGGUGCCGUAUCUUUUUAUUCCGUACGUUAUUUGA